CGCCACUGUCAAAGCGCGAUCGAACCCCUCCCUGUUACUCCUCUGGCUUUUGGCACGAACAUCAGGCAACAAUCUCCAAAUAUGUGAGAGCUCACUUGAAAUAACGGGCGAGAGCGAUACAUCACAUGUAUGAAUGAUUCGCCGAGGAUGUGAGAGUUACGGAUGCGGCGAUCGAUGAGUGUUUCUGUCGCAGGCUCAAACAGACGAUGAGAGUUGACAAGACCCACGGCUCUUGGUGAUGAUGCGGUCCCACUAUGGGGCUCCCGUGAACGGCCAGGGCGUCGAGUAUGUUGACUGCCUGUCAGCAUGACGCCGUUGGACCUGUGGCUUUCGCGCUCCAUCCCCAUGUGUCUGCUGCUGCAGAGCCUGGUGCUCAUGGUCCUGUGCUUUCCGUCUGCCAGCACCUGUCCCAAAGGUUGCACCUGUCAGCGCUCUGAAAGCCCACCGCACGGCCUCAAUGUCUCCUGUAGUCUGUCACGCUUGAAGGAGAUCCCGCCUGACGUCCCCCUGGACACCCAGCUGCUGCAGCUCGACCGAAACCACAUAUCUCUAGUGCCCGAUCGCAUAUUUCAUGGAUUGAGGAUGCUUCGGAGGCUCAAUCUCUCCCAUAAUGCUGUGGAAACCCUCGGCGAGGGGGCGUUUGUCGGUUUGGAGGGCUCUCUGGAAGUGCUGGACCUUUCCCACAACCGAAUCACUAGCGUGCACAAGGACGCAUUCGCACGGUUGAAGGCACGUGUGAUGGUGGACAACAACCCUUGGCAUUGCGACUGUGCCCUGCAGCAGGCGCUGGGUGGCAUGGCGCACAACCAUGAGGCCGCCACGCGCGUGCUGUGCCGUAGUUCAGAGCUGAGGGACCAAGAGGGCCAGCCUUUCCUUGCCGUAGAUGCGGACUUGUGCAACCUGGCCAAGCGGACCACCGACUACGCCAUGUUGGUGACCAUGUUUGGCUGGUUCGCAAUGGUUAUUUCUUAUGUUGUGUACUAUGUACGGCAGAACCAAGAAGACGCAAGACGACACCUUGAGUACCUGAAAUCGCUUCCCAGCAAGCCCAAGAUACCGGACGAACUGGAGGACAUCAGCACGGUUGUGUGACAUUACAAAGAUCACACGAUCCUAAAAACUAAAGGCCCAUUCACUCCAAGAAUGAUAACUGUAACACUAACUAGGGCUGCACGAUUAAUCGAACAUGAUCAUCUUGCACAUCAUGUCAGUAAAGCCGGUUCUGUGAUUAGUAGUAAAUCUGCUUUCAGUGACUACACAAAGCCAUAGUUCACUGACAAACUACGGCCAAAUAAAAAUUGGAGACGAUAUAAUCGUACAAUUAUUAAAUCAAAGAAAUUGUUUGCAAUAAUGAUAAUGUUUGCGUAGCAUUGCAUGAAAAUACCACAUUUAAUAACAUGUUUUUACUUCAAACUCACUUCAUAACAUAUGUUGAAAUAAAUCCUUCUGUGAGAUGAUGUGGCUUCUUACGCAGAAUUAGGCACGCACCAUAUUUCAUAGAACUCUAAGCAGUGAUAUAGGCAUUGCAUUAUAAAUAUACUUUAGUAUAAUUAAUAUUUUAAUAAUAAGAACUCAGAUAAACCGUGCAUUGCCGUAGUCGAGUUUAUUAGUCACGUUGAAUCAAUGAAAGCAGUUGAAUCUUCUGUUUAUUCAGCUGGAGUGAGGUUUCUUCUUCGGGGGUAGUUUCCACGUGAGAGCGCCCUCUGGCCUUCGGAUGGAGAUUUACUGCUGAUCACUGAACCGUGCUUCGCUGAAAGAUAUGCUUGACAAUCGCAGCUUCGAUCUAAUCGUGAUUUAGAUUUCAUUUCAAUUAAUUGUGCAGCCCUAACGCUUACUAUAAGAGAAUAUGGAAGUUCGCUUUACAGCUACAACGAUAACGGCAUGGGGGAGCUAUAUUGUUGGAAUCACUUUUAAAUCAGUGUUUUUCACUUGGUGAAUAAUAAAAGCAUCUACAGGCAAUCAGAACACAUCUGGCCUUAAAGAGCUUGCAGCACGCCCUUAUGAUAUACAGAAUAAUAUGGUUAUCUUUAUAGUUAUCAUUCUUAGCUUGAACGGGCCUUAAACCAAGAUGUUAAUUAAUCUGACACGAAUCAUAAAUGUCGUCUAGCGUACUACACCUGUCUUCUCUUUUUCCAAUGUGCUUUCCUGUUUCUGAGUAUGUAUUUAGAACAAUUUGUGAUACUCUCCCAACCCUUUGUCCUUACGAGAGAGCUAGAGUCUUUUAAACGUGACGCACAGGUGGCAUUAAAACAAUCGCAUGUGGUUCAAUUCCACCUUUAGAGCAGGAACUUGUUUUCAGGCUCAUUGACAUGAGUCAUUUUCUAUUUUAACUAGUCAGUCGGAACAGAUCGUCAAUCAUAAAGCGGCACUAAUGACCAGUACAGGUAUUUUGAGAAUUCAAAUCUCAGGUGCAAAUGUUGAUAGACUCCAAUGAUUUGUAAAAACCCUACGAUGUUUUGAUGCUACCAAGUUUUGUAUGACAAACGAUAAUCUAGGCAUGUGCAUAUUAGCUACAAUUGCGAAUCAUUUUAAGACCUUAAAAAAGGCAUGGUGUGCCCUUUAUUAGUGUAACGAUGGGACAUUUCUUCCAACAUUCCAAAACUAUUAUUGUGAUCCUGUGCAUUUUUUUGGUUUGUUUUUACGUUAAAACUCGUGCACAUUAAAUUGUGAAUCGUUGAGUCGUAGAGCACAGCAGUGCUGGCGUGGUGCUUGUAAUGUGAUUCUCGGAACUGUAGUCGAGGAACAUAGUCGAUACCUCCAUCUGAGUCUUUUGUCGGUAACAUUACUUGUGAGGCUCUUUGUCGAUGUUGUAACUCACUGUGCGUAAAAAGAGGCUCCUGAGCCCUGUGCUAGUCAUCGUGUAGUCUACGAGAUGGCCAGUGUGUUUUUUCGUAAACGUAAGGUUCCAUCCCUGAAUCCAACUCUUGAUGUCCAGGACAAAAAAUAUACAUCCUGAUGAGGAUCUUCAGCUUCCCCUUGCGCUGUGAUGGUAGGGCCAUUGGCGCUCAGUGAUAUUAUUGUGUUUGCAAAGUAAUUCAUCCCGGUUGCAAGCGGAAAAUUACAGCUGUCACUCUAUUACUGGCAUUAUUCUUAUGGCUGACUGCCGAGUCCAGCAAAGCAAAGCCCCGAGGAGAGCUAGAGGAUAGAAAGGCGGCAGGAGAAGAGAGGAAAUUAAAAACAGGAUAAUGGGAACAAGUUCUGGAGGAAAUCAGGGCCCUUAUGAAAAUGGAUUGUGAUGGUACCGUGGUAUAGUACGUUUCAGAUGGCUUUCAUAUAUUAUUGGAAUCACUUGAUCUAAGUACCCUGUGGUAUUUCCAUUAUUACGAUGUCCAAUCGUGGUUUGUACCAUGGUAAUAUCCAAAACAAAUGGUAUUAUGAAGGUUGCAACCAUAUUCAAGAUUGGGUAACCACAUGUAAAAUGUAGAGCAUUGAUCACUGGGAAUAAAAUCUGAAUAUAUUAGUACCAUGUCCACAAAUUGGAAAUAUGAAUGUAGUUUUUAAUUCAGUGGUAUUGUCCAAAACAUGGUAUUAUUAUAGAUACAACCAUAUAUAUUCAAGAUUGGGGUACGAAAUGUUAAAUGUAAAGCAUGGAUCAUUGGGGAUAAAAUUGCCAUCAGAAUGUUAAUAAUACCAUAUCCACUAAUUGGAAAUACUAUGGUAGUUUUGUGAGUCGAAUGACCGUUGUUUCUUUAUUGUAACUUCAUUGUUGUGUAUCCAGUGAAGUGCUUUUUUAAAAAACUUUUUAAACGGUAAUUAAAUUCCAAAAUUGGUGCCGUUAUAAUAAUGACUUUAACAUCGGUUCAUCAGAAACAUUAGGAGAACUUUAGAAGAACAUUAGGAGAACGCUAACCCGACUUCACUGUAGAUAAAGAGCUUGUCUUUUGCGUAGGAAGGUACCUGAAAUCCCUUUAAAGAAUCAUGUUUGAAUGUACUUAUCUAGUCUUUUGCCUUGUCUAACUGCGGUUGUUCUACACGCUGUAUUGUGCUGGGAAAGUGAAGCACGCUGUAGCCAAGGACACGGGGGAGAGAUUUUCUAAGUGCCUGAAAUACUCGUCUAUAAGUCUGUCAUUCUUCCAGCUACCGAUAACUUUGCUUUGAAACAUUUCAUUCGGUUUUGCCUAACUUGAGUUUACUUUGCCUCAAGUGGGAUGUUUUUACUGCACAAAGAUAAUGGAAAAUCUGAAGUUAAUGAAGUACAGUGGGUCUUCUACAUCACAUUGUUCUUCCUGUUUUCUAAAGGCCUUUUCACAUGAUUUGUGUCACGGCUUCAAUGCUGUGCAAUGCUUUUGCCUCCACGUGAAAAGCUUUGCUGAUUGUUUUAUUGAAGGGCGAUUUGACAAAGUUGCAGUGUGGAUAUAGUGAAAAUAUCUGAUCUUAGAACAGAAGGUCCUAGCAUUUGAUUAGAUGCAUUGGAGAAAGGAAACAAAGGCACAGCUAACUUUUUCUCUGAAUGCCAUGGUUUGCAUUCAGUGUUCCAGAUUCAGAUAUGCACAUCAGUCUAUCAUCCAUCUUGUUUUUCAGAUACAAUCUUUAAUGCCUGUGACUGUAUCUCAUUGCACAGAAUUUUUGCAUUCAGUGAGGACAGAAAAACGACUUACUUUUAGAAAUUGAUUGCACCUGCUCAGGACGCGGUUUAAUGCUGUAGUUUGAUGCUUCACUGCAUUGAUUUUGAUGCAUUGGAGAACUGAACGUGAAUCAUGUGAAAGGGCUUUUAUUGGAAAAAUGUAGAGGAGAGUUGCGGCAUAUGUUUCUUCCUAUGUUAUUUUUUUAUUUUAUUUUAUUUUUUUACUAAUUUCUUCAUCUUUGUGUACCGUUUUUUGCUUGGUAUACAUGAAACUGACUUCUGCUCAAAAGUGUGACAUACCUUGAAGACGUAAUACUGGAGGAGGACCAAUGGUACAUCACAUUGUAAAUGCAUGAUGUAGAGAAAAUGAAAUAAAAGAUUAAUUUACACUGUUAUACCAA
Messenger RNA from Carassius carassius (crucian carp), 4965 nucleotides. RefSeq names its product leucine-rich repeat-containing protein 3B-like. The record is from RefSeq and is a predicted model, not a curated record. Lineage: Eukaryota; Metazoa; Chordata; Actinopteri; Cypriniformes; Cyprinidae. Gene Ontology annotation, molecular function: protein binding. The transcript has 2 exons. The coding region runs from base 307 to 1092 and encodes 261 amino acids.